This is a messenger RNA of Fraxinus pennsylvanica, 1338 nucleotides long. The record is from the annotation of a GenBank genome assembly. NCBI's taxonomy places the organism in Eukaryota, Viridiplantae, Streptophyta, Magnoliopsida, Lamiales, Oleaceae.
AUGGCUAUCAGGUUCACGGUUACCUACUCGGGCUACAUCGCCUCGAGUAUCGCCUCCUCAGCAUCCUCCAAAUGGGCUGGAUCCCGAUUCCUCCACGAGUGCGCAUUCCGUACCCGUAUCUUCCAUCACCCACCGUCCCAAAAGCCUGACUCCAAUUACUCCGAUUUCCGCCGGGCUAAACCCAGUCAUGGUCUUGUCGGAGCCUCUGUUCAGCCCAAGUCGUCGAUGUACUCGACGCUGGCAGAGGAACUUUUGGGCGACAGUUCGCGAUCGCCUCUGAUUAUGGGACUGAUUUCUUUGAUGAAGCAGUCAAUGGGGACAUCCAACGCGGGGGUUUUAGGAAUUUCACCGAUCAAGGCAUCGACCGUCAUUCCAUUUUUGCAGGGCUCUAAGUGGCUUCCGUGCAACGAGCCCAACAGUACGGAGGUAGAUCGAGGUGGAACCCGCAUCUGUAGCACCAAAAACAGCAGUAGCAAAGACCCGAUUGAAAGCAGCAGCAGCAGCACAGCUGUGGUUGAAAGCAGGAGCAGCAGCAAAGUUGUGGUUGAAAGCAGAAGCAGCAACAGCAAAGACGUGGUUGAAAGCAGAAGCAGUACGGUUGUCAUUGAAAGCAGAAGCAGCAGUAACAAAGACGUGGUUAAAAGCAGUGUUAAUAGUAGUAAAUGCUCGGAGGCGUUGGCGAUGGCCAAAAGUGGUGGUGCUAGUGGUAGUGUAAAAGUUUUGCAACAGAGUAUUGGCACUAGCACUAGCUGGCUGUCCAAAUUGAUGAAAUUUUCCAUCAGCUCAGAGGAUGCUAAAGCCGCUUUCACGGCUUUCAGUGUCAGUAUGUUGUUCAAAUCUACCUUGGCAGAGCCAAGGUCCAUUCCUUCGACUUCCAUGUACCCAACACUUGACGUGGGCGAUCGUGUAAUGGCUGAGAAGGUAUCUUACAUUUUCAGGAAUCCUGAAAUCCUGGAUAUUGUGAUUUUCAAGGCACCUCCAAUUCUUCAAACAUUUUGUGGUUUUAGUUCUGGUGAUGUCUUCAUCAAAAGAGUUGUAGCUAAAGCUGGGGACUACGUAGAAGUGCGUGGCGGAAAACUGUUGGUGAAUGAUGUUCCUCAAGACGAAGAUUUCAUAUUGGAGCUACAUGACUAUGAAAUGGACACAGUGCUUGUACCUGAAGGCUGUGUGUUCGUGUUGGGAGACAACCGGAAUAACAGCUUCGACUCUCAUAACUGGGGUCCACUGCCUAUCGAAAACAUCAUUGGUAGAUCAGUUUUCCGAUACUGGCCUCCCACAAAAGUGUCCAGCAUUCUGUACGAUUCUUCCCUACAGAGGAAUGUUUUUGCAUUUUCGUGA